Molecule: messenger RNA, 1074 nt
Organism: Opisthorchis viverrini
Lineage: Eukaryota; Metazoa; Platyhelminthes; Trematoda; Opisthorchiida; Opisthorchiidae
Exons: 4
Coding region: 1-1074 (357 amino acids)
Molecular function (GO): nucleic acid binding
Source: RefSeq, a predicted model, not a curated record
AUGGAGCGGGUCAGCAGUCAGAUAAAACAGAUUGGCGAAACAGCAGAUACAACACAUCAUAAAGACUGUUAUGCCCCUGGGUUAUUCACGCAAAAAACACCUGAGCGUUUUAUAGAGGAGAAAGUUGGUAGCUCAGAUAGCAUAGAUGGUCGUUGGUUUGUUCGCCGAGCUGGACAAUUUGGUUGCAAACGUGUCAGCACUAAUCGAGGUAACAUCAUAAGUGCGUUGUUGGGGGGCGUAGCGGUUGACAACCACCGAUUCAUCGCUACACACCCUAACAACGCAUUGAUGACGUCACCUCAAUUGGUGGUGAAGCGUCUGAAUUCAAGUUAUGAAGCUCAGCGGACAAACCAACGGGCAUUUUCCGGAGACAGUUGUCUCCAUAUGCUGCAGACGCAUGUUAUCCCGCAACUCAAGCAGCACAAGAAGUCAUCGGUCGUCCUUCAGCAAGAUGGCGCUCCACCCCACUGCUCAAACCAACUGUGUCCUGAAACUACGGAAACCGAAGGUCCCCCGGAACCUCCUGGGGACGACACGUGUGAUGCGCCUGCUGCGGAUAUCCGUUCCCAUCAAACAAAGGAAACUUUAGUGAAUAUCUUCACAACGGAACGUCUUCUGUGCGCUGUGUACACAAGUCACAACCCCUGGAGUCCCCCUGAAGAGGAACAGAUGAACAGAACUCUUGAGCAACUCUCCUUCAACUACCACUUCAAGCAUCUCCUGCUGGUAGGUGACUUCCACGCUCCAAAGGCCUCGUGUAUGGAGCUCUGGUGCAUCGAAUCAAGCGGAGUUUUUACAGCGGCGCUGAUUGAAGUCGUUAAACAGAGCGCUUGGACUCAACAUGUCUUUGCACCCACCAGAUACCGCGCAGGCCAACUACCAGCCCUCCUGGAUUUGGUCAUCACCAACGAAAGACACUUCGUUGAUCAGGUAACAAUUAACGCUUCACUGGAACAUGAUCACCAGUGUGUGCUGAAUUUGAUUUCAUCGGCUAUUGGACGAGAAAUCCCGAACCCCAAACGAGGUUUCGAGACUCCUGCAGGGCAGAAUUCUCAGGAAUGCGCAUCCUUCUAG